Messenger RNA from Exophiala bonariae, 1224 nucleotides. RefSeq lists its product as uncharacterized. Lineage: Eukaryota; Fungi; Ascomycota; Eurotiomycetes; Chaetothyriales; Herpotrichiellaceae. The record is from RefSeq and is a predicted model, not a curated record. The transcript has 2 exons. Bases 1 to 1224 code for a protein of 407 amino acids.
AUGCCUAAAAUCUGCAUCAACAAAGCGUCUCGGGAUACCUUAGAUCGCUUCUGGGCGUCCGCCUUUUCUACAUCACAUGAACAGAGCGUCAGUGCAACCAAUGUACUGGGAGAAGGAAUACUGCAUUUGUUAAGAAAAUCUAAUUUCACUCUCGUUCCCGUGAGGCCCCUUGCAAGUCCUCCUGAUACCUGGCUUGCAAACCCAGCUUUUUAUAUCGAUGACACGUUCUAUGAUAGAAUUCGCCCCGCGCUUUUGCUCGCAUCGAGGCUUGUGUAUGAAAGCAGGUGGUUCUUCGACAAUGUUUGGGCUCGAGACAUCGCUGGAGAAGACGGUAAACUCUUCUUUGACCAUGAGAGCGAACUAGUCACCACACAAAUUUACAAUUGGCAAGAAGAAGUGUUCGGCGAGGUGAGCAAUUUCCAAAUACUCCUAGGAUACUAUGGACAUGGGUAUAAAUCGUACGGAACCCUCCACACCUGGUUUUAUCCUGCGAAUCCUGCUGCUCAAGACCGGGUACCAGUUUUUGCGAUGCGGCUGAACGAAAUCUUUUAUAAGUUGUUCACCGAUCCAUCUUUUACUGCCUGGCCGAAAGACAAGAUUCAGAGAACGAUGUUUCUAUUGGCAGUAACAAUCGUUCACGAGCUCAUUCAUCUCUGUUAUGCUUAUAAGACGCUGUUCGACUAUCGGUUCGGCGUUGAGGCACCUGAAGUCGGAGCCCCGUUUUUAUCCAUCAGAUCCAAGAGGAGAACUUGGCUUGGCCUGGAUGAGAUGGGCAUUUGGAGGAAUUCCAGUCCCAGUAGGCUCAGAGACUCGAUUCGACCAGCACAUGAAUUACACCGCUUUGCAAAUCUACCAUAUCGACGACAUCUUCCAGUGGAUGCGACCGAUCUAGCUCAAGUUUUCGAUGCACGAUGUUGGCGAAUUCACCGCGUCAUCAACAAAAGCAACACCACUCGAUACAUUAAAUUGUUUGGAGAUGACUUCAUCGAUGCGAUGCGAGUCGUCGGCCGGAUUAGCAAUUGGCAGGCAACCUACGGAAAUUCUUCUUGGCCGACCGUGGAAGAACUCGAAAACAUUCAAGCACCAUCAGGGAUGUCACCUGCUGUGCGCACAACAUCUGUAUACCCUGGCAUUAGGAAAGGUAAAGAGCAGCGUCAGUCAGAAACCAUCGCUUCUGGCUUGAGCGCAUUGAUCACAGCGUUCUCUGCCCUUGCUAUAGACUGA